AUGUCCUUCCCUCAAGACCCUCGGCGCCGCCGCGGCGGAGCCGGCACUGGGUUCAGCUCAACCGGUGGACGAUCCGCCAUUGGAUACUGGCUCCCCUUGGCCUUGACUGCUGGAAUUGCAACUAUUAGUAUUGCAGCUUGGAUUUGGAGUGAACGAAAUGACGACGAAGACGAAGACGACCGCCCCCACGGAGAUGGCCACCCUCACCCGCCUCCUGUUGGACCCGGAGGUGACUACCCACCUUCCUAUGCUACCGGAGAUUAUGCCCGAAGCGCAGGAGCGGAAGCCCUGCCUGGAGAUGCUUCCUAUGAUCAUGGUAUGAUGGCUCGCAUGCAAGGUGCUUUGCGACGCACGCCUAGCCCUCAACAGAUCUUCGAUGGCGCCAGCAAAAGAGUUGUGGCCGGUGUCACUGCCGCAGGAGCAUUUGUCGGUGGCGCUCUUACCUCUAUUCGUGAAGAUAACAAAGGUGAGGGCGACUACGAGGACCACUCCAGAUGGUCGGAGGAGGCUCAAACCAGAGCUCACGAGAGAAGCCAACAGGGCGCUAUUGCGCCGACUAUGAGUGGUGGAUUGCCGAGCCGCCCAGCAAAUACUGCUGCCAAGGACAAGAAGAUCGUCGCAAUUGUCGUCUCCUCGGUUUCAUCGGAUGACUCUGACGAAUUCUCUUCUGAACAUGCGUCCAUUUUAUCCCAUCUCCCUGAACAUGUCGAUCUGGAAACCUCCAAGAUCUUUGUGUUAAUCUAUGCCCCGGAAUUGAAACACGCCAUCAAGAAGGGGGGCUCAUCUCCCACCUCACCAUCUAUGGCUUCGUCUUAUUCUAACAUUGGUACCGAAGAAGGAGCUUCUGUCGCGGAGCUGGCCUCUGGUGACUUGACUGCGGUCGAGCCCCGUCAGGACGACGAAUUGGAAGGCACUUCUCGCUUCUUCAAAACGUUAUACACACAGGCACAAGCGCUUGUUGAGAAGGACAGCAUGAUCAUGCCUUUCAGUACCCCUGGUGGCUAUGUGCACCUCGCUCGCCACCUAUUCCCAGAGCUUGUUUAUGUCCAAGAGUCUUUGACUGGAGACCAAGGUGAACCCGCCAUCCACAUCUCUGGGUGGGUUCGCCAGGUCAUCGUCGUGGUCGGAGACGAGGGUGGCCGUGGCGGGCUUAUCGACAGUGACGACGAGUCAGCACUUGGCGAAAAGGAAGAGAAGUGGUGGAAAAAGGAGGGCGUCACAGGACUCGGUAAGCGCAUUGACGUGGUUGAUGUUGUCCGAGUCGGAGAUGACUGGCGCCGACGGGUUCGUGGUCUGGACUAG
Penicillium expansum is the source of this 1302-nucleotide messenger RNA. RefSeq lists its product as uncharacterized. The transcript has 2 exons. The coding region runs from base 1 to 1302 and encodes 433 amino acids. NCBI's taxonomy places the organism in Eukaryota, Fungi, Ascomycota, Eurotiomycetes, Eurotiales, Aspergillaceae. The record is from RefSeq and is a predicted model, not a curated record.